AGUAGGGACAUAGCUUGACAUGUGUACAUGGUGACAAGCUUUCGUGUCUAGGGUAGGGGAUUCGACUCGAUUCUGAUGCGCCUUGCCCAGUCUUACCUUCUCGCGCUGGCUCAUUGAUGAAGAUGGGCUUCAAGGAAUAUUUAGCCUGCAUUCCAUGCGUAGCUUGCGAGGCGGGAAGAGCUGCCCAGGAGGAGGAAAAAGCUUGGGGCGCCAAGGGUCCUAGCCUGCAGCCCAGAAGCCCAGCGAAGGCGUCUGCGAUGAGUAUGAUGCAUGUGAAUUUGGCGAGCUACAACGUUAAACAAGAACCGGCGUCACAGUCGGGACCCGCGACUGGGCCCUUUGCGGAGCCUCCAUGGCAUGAACGCACGAGCUCAGCCAUCGUUGCAAGGACUUCUGUCACAGAGCUGCGCCGCCUUUCCGCGGCGGUCGCGGGCGCCGAGUCGGGUGCGGCGCUGCACCUGCAGCGGCUGUGCGACCUGCUGCGGGCCAAGCUGGCCGUCUCGUUCGCUUGUGUGGACGUCUUCGGCUCCCAGCGGCCCUGCAGCUGCACCCUCGCGGCGUCGGGCUGCGCCGAGUCCCACUUGCCGCUGGGCAUGCCGCGCCUGCACACGCCCGCUGACGCCGCGGAGCUUCGCGUGCUACUGCCGCCGCUGGGGCCUGGCGCCGGCCACACCAGCUACAGCCACCUCUCUGCCUCCACCCUCCUGGGCGCCACCACCCUCAGCGCCCACAGCGCCGCUGCCAACGCCCCUAGCUGCGGCUGCGGCAACCGCAGCAACCCCACCUCGCCCGGCGGCGGCCUGCCCACAAGCAACAGCGCCGGCGGCGCCGCCACCAGCGGGAUGUUCCUGGGCCGCCGUGCAGGCGGCGCCACCGCGCAGAUGUGCUCCUCUCCCAGCAUGGUGAGCGGCGGCGGCGGCGCCGUUGUGGUGAACCCACUGGCGGCGCCGGAUAGGGAGCGCUGGUCGCACCACCACCACAGCCGCUCACACUUCGACCGCUGGUCCGCCGGCAGCGAGCGGCCCUCGGCCGGCGGCGCCGCCGGCGCUGCGGCGGGCGACCGCAGCUCCGCCGCCGCCGCCGCUUUCUGGGGCGGCGCCGCCGGCGGUGACCGCAGCUCCACCGCCGGCGACCGGCCCAGCGGCGGCUCCCCGCGGGGUGGGACCGGCGGCGGCUAUUUUGCCAGCCCACGCGCCGUGAUGGCGGCUGCAUCAGCGGCCUCGGCUGGCGGGGCGUUCCCGGCGGGCUGCGGCGCCUUUAACGGCUGCGUUGGCGGCGCUGGCGGCGGCGGGUUCAGCUGUGCUACCAGCCUGGAGGCUCUGCCGCGUCACAUCCGGCGGCUGGCGGACCAGUUUGACAGCGAGCUGAGGAGCUUCUGGGUGCUUCCGCUGUUCGCGCCUGGGCCCGCCGCCGCGGCACCCGGCUGCUCCGUCCCGGGCUCGCCGCUUGUGCCGCUGCCCGCCGCCGCCGCCAUUGCCUCCCCACCGUCCCCGCUGCUACGGCCCUACAGCUGCGGCCCCGCCUCUGCCGCUUCGUCACUGCCGCGCUGCCUGCAGUCCCCCGGUCCUAGCCUGCAGUCCCCCGGCAGGACCGCUGGCGCCGGCAUCGGCUUCGGCGUGGGAAGCCCGAUCCCCAGCCCUGGCGGCGGCGGCGGCGCCGCGGCCCACAUGCUGCAGCAGCUGCCGCUGAUGCCGGAGACGCCGGGUUUUGGCGCGGUCCAUGGGGCGGCGGGCGCUGCCGUGGCGGCUGGCGGCGGCGGCGGCCGGCGGGUGGUCGGGCUGCUGUACCUGAUGUCCUGCGACGAGCUGCUGUUCCAACUGCCGCGCGAGCCUCUGGACCAGUACUGCCGCUGGCUGUCUGACGCCGUGGCCGAGGGCCGCCUGGAGCUGCUGGCCGACAUGGCCGACGCCCUGACACACGCCGCCGGGCCCGGCGCGGCGGCGGCGGCGGCGGCGGCGCACCUGUCCGACUUCUUCACGCACCGCACACAGGGCAUGGCCGAGGUGCUGGCCUACCCCGCCUUCCUGCCCACCGACUGCCCCGACCGAGCCGUCAUGCUGCUGCCGCCGGCCGCGCACCGCCUCGUGCCGCCCCCGGCCGCGCCCUCGGCGCCAGCCGCGCCUACACAGCCAGCGGCUCCCCAGGCAGCCCCUGGCGCGGCUCCCCAGGCAGCCCCUGGCACGGCUACGGCCGCCGCCGGCGGCGCAGUGGUUUCCGGCGGCCUGGCGCGCUCCGUCGCGGAGGCAGCGGCGGACGCGGAUGUUGGCGAGGGUGGCGAGGCGUCUGGCCUGACGUCGGGCGAUGGGAUGGACACGUGGGGCGGCGUGGAAGGCCUGGGCUUCCUACAUGGCAGCCCGUACACCGCUGGCGGCGGCACAUGCGUACACGGCGCCGGCGGCCUUGGCGGCGGGCGCAGCCGGGCGGCGGGCGGCGCGGGGCGGGCGCCGCCACUGCAGCCCUUCUCGCUGCCGCUGCAUGGCACGCUGCUGCAGUCGUCGCUGGCACUGGGCGGACGCAGCCGAGCCCAGCCGGUGCGCGUGCACGGCGGCGGCGGCGGCGGCGGGAGCACCACUGCGGCUGCCGCGGCGGCUGCCGCAGCCGUGGCAGCAGGCGGCGCCGGCGCCGCCUCCCCGCCGGCCGGAGCCGCCGCUGUGACAACGGCGGCAGCGGCUGCGGCAGCGACGGCGGCGGUGGCUGCGAUCGCGAGGCUGCCGGAUCACGUGCUGUACGGCGGGCAGGAUGGGCUGUACGGCUCGGCGCCCGCCAAGACCGGCCCCGCGGGGCCUCUGGCGGCGGUGUCGCCUGGUAGGGGCCUGGAGCUGCCAGGCGCGCCGCCGGCAGCGGCGGCGCGGCACCGGCGCGUCUCGGACGCCGCCGCGGCGGCGGCGGCGAUGAGUCAUGCUGACGUGGCGCUGCUGCCCGGCGCGCCCCAGUUUGUGAUGGUGGGCGUGCUGCGGGACCCGGCCGCGCCGCCGCCGCCGCCGGUGCCGCUGCUGCGCGCUGCCAGUGCCGCUGGCGGCAGUAGUGGCGGCGGGCGCGACGCGGCGGCGGCGGCCGUGGCGGCGUCGGCGGCGGCGGCGACGGGCGGGCGGUUCGCGCUGUACCUGUCCGUCAGCGAGUCGCUGCGCAAGGACCUUGUGCGGGAGUUGCAGUCCACGCUGGACGCGCUGCUGGUUCUGCUGCACCCCGUGUUCGUGUCUGCGUUCGGUUACGGCGGCGCCGCUGCCGCCGCGGCUGCCGGCACAAGCGCCCCGGCCCCGGCAGGCACCCUGGGCGCCUUGGCUGCGGGCGGGGGCGACCCAGCGGCCAGCAGUCGACAGCGGCUGGCGGCGUACCUGGCAACCGCCCGUGUGGUGGGCUAGCUGGGCACCCAUGUGUCUUU
This is a messenger RNA of Chlamydomonas reinhardtii, 3382 nucleotides long. RefSeq lists its product as uncharacterized. Lineage: Eukaryota; Viridiplantae; Chlorophyta; Chlorophyceae; Chlamydomonadales; Chlamydomonadaceae. The transcript has 7 exons. The coding region runs from base 264 to 3362 and encodes 1032 amino acids. The record is from RefSeq and is a predicted model, not a curated record.